AUGGCAGAAGCAUUCAAGUUCAAACUACUUCAAUCCACUCCUUAUUAUGCCCAGGCUAAUGGACAGGCAGAAUCAAGCAACAAGGCAAUGCUGCUAGAAUUAGAAGGGCUGGAUACUAGCAGAAUUGAUACCCUCAACAAACUCUUAGCAGGGAAGCAGGCUGUGGCAAGAGCCUAUAACAAGAGGGUUAGAAACAAGAGUUUUGAAGAAGGAGAAAUCGUCUGGAAAGCAGUUCUGCCCCUUGGAACACAUGUUACAUGGGAAGGACCUUUCAUAGUCAAGCAAGUCCUUGGAUUUGGGGCAUACAGAUUACAGGAUCAAGAUGGAGACAUCCAUGAUGUGCGAAUCAAUGGCAAAUGGUUGAAAAAGUUCUAUCCAACUAUGUGGGAUUCACAAGCAGUACAAACAUAUCCUGGAAUUGAGGGGGAAAAGGAUGGAACUAUUGUUUGA
Messenger RNA from Prunus mume (Japanese apricot), 450 nucleotides. RefSeq lists its product as uncharacterized. Lineage: Eukaryota; Viridiplantae; Streptophyta; Magnoliopsida; Rosales; Rosaceae. The record is from RefSeq and is a predicted model, not a curated record.